Antechinus flavipes (yellow-footed antechinus) is the source of this 4565-nucleotide messenger RNA. RefSeq names its product charged multivesicular body protein 6 (gene CHMP6). Lineage: Eukaryota; Metazoa; Chordata; Mammalia; Dasyuromorphia; Dasyuridae. The record is from RefSeq and is a predicted model, not a curated record. Gene Ontology annotation, biological process: late endosome to vacuole transport via multivesicular body sorting pathway; vesicle budding from membrane. The transcript is spliced from 8 exons. Gene Ontology annotation, cellular component: multivesicular body; ESCRT III complex. The coding region runs from base 145 to 750 and encodes 201 amino acids.
CCUACGCGAUCUGGUGGUUCCUGGUCUUCCUCGGCCACCGUAGCGUGGCUGGGCGGCCCCUGGCCGCCGGGGCUCGGGGUUCCUUGUGGACUUGAGGAAGCGGGGCCGGGCCGGGCCGAGCAGAGCCGGGUCUCCACGGCCGUCAUGGGCAAUUUGUUCGGCCGCAAGAAGCAGAGCCGGAUCACUGAACAAGACAAAGCCAUCCUGCAAUUGAAACAACAACGGGAUAAGUUGAAGCAGUACCAGAAGAGGAUUACCCAGCAACUGGAAAGGGAAAGGGAGAUUGCUAGACAACUUCUUCGUGAUGGAAAGAAAGAAAGGGCAAAGUUAAUCCUUAAGAAGAAGCGUUACCAGGAACAGCUCUUAGAUAAGACAGAAAACCAAAUCACGAAUCUGGAAACAAUGGUUCAGAAUAUUGAGUUUACCCAGAUUGAAAUGAAAGUGAUUGAAGGCCUGAAGUUUGGAAAUGAGUGUCUGAAUAAAAUGCAUCAGGUCAUGUCCAUAGAAGAAGUGGAAAGAAUAAUGGAUGAAACCCGGGAUGCUGUAGAGUAUCAGAAGCAAAUUGAUGAUCUCUUGGCUGGCAGUUUUACUCAAGAAGAUGAAGAUGCUAUUUUAGAAGAACUAGAAGCGAUCACUCAGGAACAGAUAGAGCUUCCAGAAGUUCCUUCAGAACCUCUAUCAGAGAAGAUUCCAGAGAAAGAACCCAUCAAGACGAGGGCAAAACAGCCAGAAAUGGUGGCAGCAUCUUAACCUUCUUUAUUCCCCAACUGGGGCCUUGAAGGGACUUCCUAAGAAACUGUGACUCCUGAAGGGUUUGGGUUCUCAGUCCCAGGAAUGGGCAUGCCCUGGAACUCUCCUAGAUUGGACAGGGCAGAGCAAAGCAAAGUGGACAGGGGAAUGCUGACUGAUCAGCAGUACAUUUAUUGCUCUUGUAUCAAGAUUUUUUUUCUAGAGCAUUUUUUUUUCCUGGUACUUUAAAGUCUAAACGCACUUUAGUAGUGCUGUCUCUCUCAUUUCUGGAUUAAAUGGUGACUUGCAAACUUUUCAAGCCAAAUGCUGUUGACAAAGGUUGUGAUUUCCAUAAUGGUCAAGCCCCAUCACAACACUCUUGGUGCUGUAUUUCCACUACCUAUCCUGGACCUUGUGAUGUGCUUCAAGACUCCCUUCUGUAGGCCUUUUCUAGGGUUUGGCUGCAUUGGAAAGGAGCUCUUCCUUGAGUAGUCCCACCCAAGAGGAAAGAUCAUUUGAUUUGGGUUUCUAUUGGAUUCUUUGUGGAAGUAGAGGAAGGAAGGCCAGAAGAAGUCCCUAUAAACAGCAACUUUUUGUGCUACUCUUCUUAGCAACUUCAUCCUCUCACUUUAGGACAGCAGCAUGUUCAAAUCUGGGUCAGCUUCUCCUCACUGAACCAAAAGGUAAAACUCUUAAGAGGGAGAAUAUAGACUUUAGUUUCAUUCCUGUUAUUGGUUUUAUUGUGUUGUUUAAAUUGGGACUGUGUUGGGGAGAUUAUCACUGGUCUUUUAAUAGGAUUUCCAAAAAUGUACCUGAAAGAUUCCAAAGUGUGGUAGAAUAGAUUGUACUUCCAGCAUGAAAGUUUUUACCUAUGAAAACCUAUGAUUUUGGGUCUAUUCUAACUAUUUUCAAACCCUAAGAUUCACCUAAAAUAUUCAUUUCCUUAAAUUCAACUGCUAUAUUCUCCCUGCCAUAACACUAAUCUGCUUCUGAAGUGAGAUGGGAAUUCCCUCAAACCGUUUGCUUAGUUCCUAUUUUUAUAUUAGACAUUGGAUCUGAGAUUUGACUUUAUUCUUCAUUUGAAAUGAGCAGGAACAAAGAUCCUAGCAGAAGAACCUUCUGAUGAUGGUUCUCAACAUAUUUCCCCUAUAAUCUCUCCUUCCUUCAAAAAAAAAGAGGAAAAAAUAUCUAGCAUUAUUCUAAUCUCAUCUCUGAUAAGGGUAGGAUGAGAUUGGAUUUUUGCCUCUGUGGAACUUGGAGUGGAAUGUGCCUUGGGGCUUGAAGUUUCCUUUUAGAAAGGCAUGUGGAUAAGAGAAUUAGUCUGGCAACAGAGGUUAGGAGGUGGAUUCUGAUAAAUAUUAUUGUUAUUUGGCUGUAAUCACCUUGGCACAGUCAUGAAUUUGAAUCUUUUUCUCCAUAAGUACGUUAUUCUGUGAUCCCCACAACUUUGAUCCUCAAGAUACCAGAAACCUUGUGGAAAUAAGGCAGAUAGCGUAUGUCAUGCCCUAAAUGGUUUAAAAUCAAAACCAAGGGUGCCUGGGGUGCGCAGAUUAGCCAUUGGGGAGGCUGGUCCCUUUUGCUACAAAGGGAAUCCUUGCCUGGCUAACUCCAACUGAAGCCUUCCACCUCCCUGUCUCUUGCUCAGUGACAGAAGCAUUGAUCCAGAGCCAGGGAAUCUCUAAGGCUGCCUCCCUCCUCCCUCUCCCCCCUCUCCCCCCCAACUUCAUUUCACAGAUGAAGGGACUGAGACCUGAGGGGCUAAGUGAGGUCCUGGGCGCCAGCAAAUGAUUGAAUUUGGGAUCUCUUGACAGCGGAGAGCGGCUGUUUUCCCCAUACCACCGAAGUACAAUGCAGUACUUAAAGUGCUUUUCUUGGAGCUGAGGGUCAAGUGACUGGUUGGGUUUUGUAGAACAGAAGUAGAAUCAUAGGGUUUCACAAUUAUAAGGGACCUUUGGAGAUUGUCUGUUUCAUGUUACCUAAAAAAGGAUCCUUAUUUCAACAUACUCCAUUAAGGCCUCUACUUGGGGACCUUCAGUGGUAGGUAGUUCACUGCCCUCAAGGAAACUCCUCCUACUUAUGGUCAGCUCUGUGUGGGUCAGAAACCAUUUAAUAAAACAACUGGAUAGAUCUCUAGAAGCAAAGCAAAGUUCAUUUACAUUCUCGAGAACAGGCGUCCCAUCCAUCGAGCAGACAAUCAAGGGAGGAGACAUUGUAGGGGGCAGGGUCGGGGCUUUUAUCCCUAACGCAAAUUUCCCCUCCCACCACUGACCCUCAUCCUUAUUGGCUGAGGAUCUUACAUUCUAAACACGGGAACUAUCCAAGAAAUUGAACUUGACCAACAAGUACAUAGUUGCCCAUAUUUGGCUGAAAUAGGGAGGAUAACAGGAAGGGAGCUUAAGUGUGCCCUUAGAGGGAUAGCAGGGAGGAGACUUUAAGUCUUUAAGAAGAUAGCAGGAAGGGGCUUCUGUCUUUAAGACAGCAGGGAGGAGACACUUUAAGUAUGCUCUUGACUUAAUGCUUAAAGUCCUUCAGGCCUACUCAGACUUUGAAAUAGAUGAAGCCUUACUCGAUUUUCACAACUGUCUUGAAAGAUCUCACUUUAUCUCGUUCAGCUCUGAGGGUUAAACAGCUCUGCAUGGAGCCUAAGUUGGUCUUUUAACCCUUUGCCCCUAUCCUACCCUCUGAGACCAAGAACAAGCUUAAUCAUGGGUCCACACGAUAGUCCUCAAGGUGACUAUCAUGUUCCUUACCCCCAAGGCUUUUGUCAUUUAGGCUAAUAAACCUCUCUGGUCACUUUAAUCCAUAUAUGUCAAGACAAGGAUUAAAGCCUUUUGACAACUUGUUCAUCCUCUAGAUUCUCUCCAGAUCAUGUCCCUCUUAAACAUUUUUCCUGUAGUAAGGAUACUUAGCAGUGGUGGAAUGGGGCUGCAUUUUAGGCUUUUUCCAGAAAAAUGAAUUCUUGGGGAUUAUCACUUACCUCCUGCUGCCCCAGUUACCCUAGCUGUAAAAUGACCUUUGCCAAUUCUCCCAGCUCUGUGAUUGAGUUGAUCCAUGCCUCAGCAGUUAAUUCAAUUAGCCAGAGUUGUUGGGAAAAGCAGGUUUGGAUGCUGAGGUCCAUGUAUGAUCCUAACCCCUCAUUUUAGGUGAGUGUCAGUCUUCCCACCAAACUCCUUCCAGAACUUCUAAUGGGUGCGCACAGAACAGAACAGAGCAGAUAGGAAUUUUCUUUUCUCUCUCCAUCCUAUCACCCGAAGAAACAGGGAUCAUGAGAUCCUAGAACUGAAGGGACCUAGAAGUCCUCUCAUCUAUCCCCCUCAUUUCUCAAAAGAGGACACAGAAUCUAGUGAGUUGCCUACUAAAUAGCAAGGCAGGAUUUGAACCCAGGUAAUGCAUUCAUUCCACUCUGCUGCACAACAUCCCUUCAGGGAGAAGGUUGCAAAAAAGCCAUGAGUCUGGAUAGUUCAUCUAGUAGGUAACAGCCAGUCCCAAGCCUCUGAAAAUGGCCUGUCUCUCUACAGCAGAGGAGUAACUCCUUUUGAUUUCAGGCUUGGAGAUGAGGUCAUUAAGGAUCAUCUACUCAUACUGCUAAAAAGGGAAUGGCGCAAGGAAGUGGUUAAUGGAGCCAUCCCUCAUGUCCUACCUGCUGUCACUGAAACACUAAUAAAUUCCAUUUGCCUGAGACUUACAGCAGCCAGUUUUCAAGGGCUUGCCUAGUUUCCUGUUCUAACCUCUGUACCAAACAGAUUGUACUGUGUAUAUCCUUGAGAGAAGAAGCCGAAUGUGUUGUGAUCUUCAUGAUAUGUUGUAACAAUAAAGUAUUUUUAAUGGUUUCAUCA